AUGCCAUCACAAUCCCUAACUGCUGCGGUACUUGAUUGUCACAAAGUCAUACCUCCUAAAGUACCCAACUUCUCCACCAUCGCCAAAGAACACAAUGUCGUACGCACCACCCUUAGUCGCAACUACUACAAAUCCCUCCAUGAAAUCCCACCUGAUGGUCGAUCCAACCAAUCGCAUCUUGAUGAACAUGAGGAAGCUGUCCUAGUAAAGCGUGUUCUUGAAUUGGGAAAACGUCGACUCUAUCCCACUCCUGCCAUCCUGCGGAACAUGGCUUACGAGAUUUGUGGUACCCUUCCGUCUAGCAAGUGGGCAACUUGCUUUAUAGAUCGACACAAGGACCAAAUCAAGUGCAUGAGGGUUCAUGGGAUGGAGAAAUCACGGCAUACGGCUGAGUACAAACCAAUCUUUGAGGAAUACUUUGAUAUUGUAUGCGAAAGCUGGACUUCCGAGGUUCUCCCAAGUGAUGAGACCUUUAUGGCUGCUUCGGAAAAAGGGUGGACAGACGACAAUCUUGGGCUUCAAUGGCUAACCGAGGUUUUUGAUAAAAGUACUGCUUCAAGACAACUAUGGCGUCGUCUUCUUAUCGUCGAUGGACAUUCAAGUCAUGUCAACUACACUUUCCUGCAGCUUUGUGAUUCACUUCGCAUUGCGGUCUGCAUUCUUCCUCCACACAGUACCCAUCUACUUCAGCCAUUGGAUGUUGGCGUCUUCUCACCGCUUUCCUCCCACUACACUACUGUCUCCACUCAACUGUCUGUCGCUUGGGAAGGUAGAGUGGGAAUGAGUAAAGCACUCUUUUACCUUAUCUUCAAGCAAGCAUGGGCUAAUGCUCUCUCGGAAUCCACCAUACGACAUGCUUUUGCGAAGGCGGGCAUCCAUCCAAGGAAUCGUAAUGUGGUAAUCGAUUCUGUCUUCACCCGUCCGAUAACCCCACCCCCCAAAGAGCAGACUGGGCCGGUCCAGUCAUUCUUCAAUCCACCCAGUUCUCCCCUCAACGCCAGCGGUUCAGUCAAACUCAUGCAUCGAAUGCGCAAAGGUGAAGUCACACCUGACUACACAAGUGGGAAAUUGUACAAGGCAUUCCGGUCUUUAUCUGCGGAUCAUCACCUCAUGAAAUCAAAGUUGGACAAUCUGGAGCAGGCGAUAUCACACACAAGGAGAAAGAAGACGACUCGAAAAAGGUGGGGUAGCAUUCUUAGGGCCACAACAGUUUCAAGAGGCAGGGAGGCGUUUGAUCGAGAGGAAGCAGAAGCGGAGGAAGCAGAGAGAUUGAAGGUUGUUGCUGCAGAGGAGCGUGCAGAGAAGAAGAGACAACAGGAGGAAGCAACAAAGGUGCGAAGAGUAGCAGUAGCUGCGGCUAGAGCUGAGAAGAAGAGGAAGCAGGAAGAAGAAAAGGAGAAAAAGAAACAAGAUCGUGAGCUCAGGAAAGCGGAGAAAGCGCUACAAACAUUGGCUGCAUUUGAAGCAAAAAGAUCUGCGGGUUUGUCUAGACAUAGGGGAGCCGGAGGUUCGAGAACAGGCGCAGGACAAUCCUCCAUGUCAGUGGAUGUGGCUAUAGAAGAGGUGCCGCAGUUUCCUGAUACCAAAGUGCCAGAUAUCUGGACUAUACAGACAAAGAUUAUGCAUGUUAAAGAUGAUUUUCCAUGUAGUUGCUACCAGUUGAAGGAGUGUGCAAAGUAG
Messenger RNA from Tremella mesenterica DSM 1558, 1680 nucleotides. RefSeq lists its product as uncharacterized. Bases 1 to 1680 code for a protein of 559 amino acids. Gene Ontology annotation, cellular component: nucleus. NCBI's taxonomy places the organism in Eukaryota, Fungi, Basidiomycota, Tremellomycetes, Tremellales, Tremellaceae. The record is from RefSeq and is a predicted model, not a curated record. Gene Ontology annotation, molecular function: DNA binding. The transcript is spliced from 5 exons.